UGAAAUAAAACUGCUUUUAACUUAAUAGGUGCAGUCGGAUGAAGAAGAGCAACAAGGCAAGCAGAAGCAACAGAAAAAAAAGAAGAAUGAAAAAGGAAAGCCAGUUAAGGUCCAUUCUGAUGAGGAGGAAGAGGAAGGCAAGCAGAUGCAUCAGAAAAAGAAAGGGAAAGGAAAGCUCGCCAAGAUACAGGUCCAUUCUGAUGAUGAGGAGGAGGAAGAGGAAAGCAAGCAGAAGCAGCAGAAAAAGAAAGGGUCAGGAAAACUUCUCAAGGGAAGUAAUUUGUUUGCUGCCUUAGCACAGAGUGACGAUGAUGACAGUGAAGAGGAUGAAGAGGAAGAAGUGGAGGAGAGAAGUAAAAGCAAGCCGAAGCCUAAAGGCAAGGUAAGUGGAAUUUUAUUUU
Molecule: messenger RNA, 401 nt
Organism: Protopterus annectens (West African lungfish)
Lineage: Eukaryota; Metazoa; Chordata; Ceratodontiformes; Protopteridae
Product: protein SON-like
Exons: 4
Coding region: 39-296 (85 amino acids)
Source: RefSeq, a predicted model, not a curated record